Molecule: messenger RNA, 723 nt
Organism: Echinostoma caproni
Lineage: Eukaryota; Metazoa; Platyhelminthes; Trematoda; Plagiorchiida; Echinostomatidae
Source: the annotation of a GenBank genome assembly
AUGGGUCAACACGCAUUUGGCUUUGCAGAGACUAGAGAUGUGCCCUCGAAGAAAAAGACGAGUGACUUUGGGAUUGUCGCUUUUACCAAAGUCCCACCCUACACUCAUUCGGUGGCUGGGGUGGCAAGAGUGAAAGCUGGACUUCUUCAACUCUCCAAGCUCCUCUACGUCUGGUGCGAAAACGUACGAAUACUGUUGGACUUCAGCAGCCGGACCAUGAAUAUGCACGCUAUGCAAAACUACCAGGUCAAUGCUUGUCCAAAUUCAGUACCGCCUUUUGGGAAUAUAACAAUUGGUGCCGUCGCCAAGAUCAGAGUGAAGGUUCCAUGGCCAGCAGCCUUCGAGGAUGGAGGUGCGCGUGUGUUCCUGGAGAAGUUAGAGGAUGUGGCGGAGCUUGCCGGAAUACGGACGCAUCGCGGCAAGUUGACGGCCCUCGGAGCGCUCCUCAAGGGUCGUGCGCGGGCAGUGUUGGACGCCGCACGAAGAGGCCCGGAGAAAAUGGAGUGGGCCGCCGCGAAGGACGUCCUGAUCGCGGGCUUUGACACCCCGGCCGACCACCAGGAGGCACUCCGUCGCAACACCGACGCAGUUAGGAGUCGGUGUGGACACACUUUCGCAUGCCGUGGCCCUGCGUGGGCUAUUGGAUCGCACACUACCGACAUUGGACGAGAAUGCUCGCUCGGAACUACUCCUCGACCGUUUCACAGAGAGCCUCUCGGAUGA